Molecule: messenger RNA, 1980 nt
Organism: Magnusiomyces paraingens
Lineage: Eukaryota; Fungi; Ascomycota; Dipodascomycetes; Dipodascales; Dipodascaceae
Exons: 2
Coding region: 1-1980 (659 amino acids)
Molecular function (GO): protein binding
Source: RefSeq, a predicted model, not a curated record
AUGCCGCCCCCUGGACAGCGAUUGCUAGAUUUGUUUGAUGAUAUCAAGGCAGUGUUUGAAACUGUUAAUACUGAGGCCUCUGUUUAUCGAAUGCACAAAGAUGAGUUUGAUAUGAAAUUCAAUCAACAAACUGCGGAAAUGCAACAGAUAAGGCAAACUGUUUUGGAUUUGGAAAUGACUCAUAGAAAGAUGAAAGAACGAUAUGAAGAAGAGAUUACCCGUUUAAAAAGAGAACUGGAAAACCGAGGACCUCAGCAACUUCCACCUCAGGCUGGACCAAUUGGUUCGUCUCAACCCCAGCCUAGUCCCCGUCAAAAUUUGACUGGGGGUCCAGGUGCAGACCAACAACCUCAACCACCCAACCUGACAAGAUCCAGCAGUAACAACUUUAAUGGACUAAUGCCUGGUUCGAAUAAUAUGCCACUUCCUCAACAGCAGCCCCCACCUCCACCACAGCAACAGCCUCUUCAACAGCCUCCUCAGCAACAACAACCUCAGCUGACUUCCCAAGGGCCUUUACCUGCCCAGGGGUCUGGUCCUGGAACAUAUCCAGGAUAUCCUUCUAAUGUAUAUCCUAAUCCCAGCAGCACACCGGCUAAUGGACCUCCACCACCCAGCACUUCGUCUCAACUUCCUGGAGUUCCUUCAGCAACAACACCUAGUGCUCAAAAUCCAAUUCUUUCUCCUGGUUCAAAAAAACGUACCGAAAAUGGUACCAAUGGGCCUUCAAGUUCAACUCCAACAGCAACGAGUUCGAACAAUACAGCAAAUACAACAACUUCAGCAAUUACACCAUCUUCUACACCUGCUAUUGCAUCAAAUACGUCUACUAGUAAUUCAGGAUCCAAUGGUUUUGUUGGAACCCAGCUUUCACAAACUUCCGUUCCAACCCCUCAAACACAAAGCCAACUUCAAAAAAAGGCUGAGGAGCUUGGAAAUAUCUUUGGGGAUAUUGAGAGAAUAAGACCUGAGUUUAAAAAACAAAAAGAUGAUUGGACUGUAGUUUAUAAUGACAGGGCUCCUCGAAUUCUUGAUGUCGACUUGGUUCAUAGUCUUGAACAUAAUUCGGUCGUAUGCUGUGUUAGAUUUUCUAGUGACGGCCGUUUUGUCGCUACGGGAUGCAAUAGAAUUGCACAAAUUUUCGAUGUUCAAACUGGUGAACGUGUUGCUCUUUUAGAAGAUAAAAGGGCUGAACGUGAUGGAGAUUUAUAUAUUCGUUCAGUUUGCUUUUCUCCCGAUGGAAAAUACCUGGCAACUGGUGCAGAAGAUAAACUAAUUCGUGUUUGGGAUAUCCACUCUCAAGCUAUUAGAUAUGUAUUUUCUGGUCACGAGCAAGAUAUUUAUUCGUUAGACUUUUCUCGUAAUGGUCGUCACAUUGCUUCUGGUUCUGGAGAUCGUACAGUGAGAAUGUGGGAUAUGGAAACAGGACAAUGUGUUUUGACGUUAAGCAUCACUGACGGUGUCACCACUGUUGCGAUCUCUCCAGAUGGAAAAUACAUUGCCGCGGGAAGUUUGGAUAAAACUGUUAGAGUUUGGGAUACUUCAACUGGAUUUUUAGUUGAACGCCUUGAUGCACCUGAUGGACAUAAAGAUUCUGUUUAUAGCGUUGCCUUUACACCCGAUGGAAAGGAUUUGGUAUCUGGGUCUUUGGACAAAACCAUUAAAUUGUGGGAGCUACAAACUCCAAGGAAUGAACAAUCUACAAACAAAUCCGGAGUCUGUAAGAGAACUUUCAUUGGGCAUAAAGAUUUUGUUUUAUCUGUCGCUUCUACUCCUGAUAGUCGAUGGAUUUUGUCUGGUUCCAAAGAUCGGGGAGUCCAAUUCUGGGAUCCUCAAACAGCUCAGGUUCAGUUAAUGCUGCAGGGACAUAAAAAUAGUGUUAUCAGCGUUGCUCCGAGCCCAAGUGGUACUCUUUUUGCUACUGGAAGUGGUGAUUGUAAGGCCAGAAUUUGGAAAUACGAGGACAUCUCUAGAGUGUAG